Molecule: messenger RNA, 1668 nt
Organism: Lodderomyces theae
Lineage: Eukaryota; Fungi; Ascomycota; Pichiomycetes; Serinales; Debaryomycetaceae
Product: bifunctional choline kinase/ethanolamine kinase
Exons: 1
Coding region: 1-1668 (555 amino acids)
Biological process (GO): phosphatidylethanolamine biosynthetic process; phosphatidylcholine biosynthetic process
Cellular component (GO): cytoplasm
Molecular function (GO): choline kinase activity; ethanolamine kinase activity
Source: RefSeq, a predicted model, not a curated record
AUGGAGAUUUCACCAGCAAGUUUGACGCCGCGAUCAAGGUCAAGGUCGAGAACGAGAAACUCGACGGCCAACUCUAGGUCUACUUCGGCUACGAGGAGGCCGAGCUUAUCAGGAUCAAGAAGAUCUUUGUCCAGCUCGUCUUUGAACAAGUUGACAAUUACACCGACCCAAAUUAAUGAUGAGAGGUCUGUUCCUUCAGUUCAAGCAGUUUUGGAUAACUCAUUACCGGCAGACUUUUUUAAACAAGAUGUAAUAGCGUUGACUAAAGCUUUGAGAAUACACAAAUGGCAUAAACGAAACUUGAAUAUGCAUAAGCUUGCCAUCACUAGAAUAUCAGGAGCGUUAACGAAUUCUAUUUACAAAAUCGAUUACGUGGAUGAAGAACAGGGUAUACAUUUACCUUCAUUGUUGUUACGGGUGUAUGGUAAAAAUGUUGACGAGUUGAUUGAUAGAGAUAGUGAAUUGUCAACAUUGAUCAAGUUGUCACAGAAGCGUAUUGGUCCUAGACUAUUGGGUAUUUUCACCAAUGGGAGGUUUGAACAGUUCUUGGAGGGGUUUGUCGCCUUGACCAAAGAUCAAAUCAGGGACCAAGUGAUUUCGCAAAUGAUUGGUAGACGAAUGAAAGAUUUGCAUUAUAAGGUUGAGUUGACGGAGGAGGAGACAAGUUUACCUGUUCCCACAUGCUGGAGGUUGAUUGAAAAAUGGCUCAAAAUUUUCGAAUUGGAGUACAAGCCAGGGUUUGAAAGAGCAGGUGUUAAUGUCAAAGAUAUCUUUAUGAUGGAUUUUGAGGAGUUCAAAGAGUUAGUGUAUAAGUACAAGGAGUGGUUGUUUGACAAGUACAGGAAGGAAGGGUUCUCUUUGAACUACAAAUUCUGUCACAACGAUACCCAGUACGGAAACUUGCUUCUCCACAGUACCUUUGAGCCCGAGGACAUUGUAAUUGAAACCCCUGCUGGAUCUAGUGAAGAUUUAACUGAAGUUGCUAUUAAAUCCACCUCAAACAAAAAAGAUGCCAACUUGGUAGUUAUCGAUUUUGAGUACUCGGGACCAAACUUUCCUGCAUUUGACAUUGUGAAUCAUUUUAGUGAGUGGAUGGCCAAUUAUCAUGACCCGGAAAGGUCAUAUUUUAUAAAUGACAAAAACUUCCCAACUCAAUUGCAGCAACUCAAUUUUAUCAAAGCGUAUAUUGAGUAUGAUUUCCAAUUACCAUCGUCGAAUUUGAAAGCGGCCAAAUCAGAUGUAGAGUUGUUGAACAGUUCGGAUAAGCAAGCAGUCAGCAUUAUUCAAUAUGAGAUUGAGAAAAUGUACAAUGAAUGUGUGUACUGGCGUUCAUCUGUGCAAAUCUUUUGGGCACUUUGGGGAUUAAUUCAGAAUGGUCCUAUUGAACCAAGACCAGAAGCGAACAGAAGAGAAAGCGAGCAGGGCGUCGAUAGCACUUACAACAUCACAGUUGAAAUGGAAAAAUUUGGACUCCAAGAUUUGGAAGUAACUGCCGGCGAUGCCAUAACUUCGAGUGAUGAUGAUUUUGAUUACUUAAAGUAUAGUAAUCAAAAAGUGGCCAUUGUUGUAGGUGAUGCAAUACAGUUUAGCCUACUUGAUAAAGAUAAAAUCGAGUCAAAGUAUCAUGAUGCUAUAAAGUACUUGAGUUGCAAAACUUAUAACUUGUAA